GUGGGAAGUUCUUAGACGGGCAAAGUUGUGUUUAUUAAAAGUAAAGCGUUCGUUAUCUGAAAGCGGAGCCGUGGCAAGUCUGGAGUAAUAACCGAAGGAUAAGUAAGUCUGUAAUAUAAGACAGAGGAUGCGGAGUGAACCUGGACCGGUCCAGAUCGUGACCGUCAACAAGGAGGAUCACUCCUUUGACCUGGAUACAGAAAAGCUCAGUCGAAUUCUGUUGGCACCUGAGGUCCGAGAUAAGGAUGUGGUGGUGCUGUCGGUCGCUGGCGCCUUCCGAAAAGGGAAAAGUUUCCUUUUGGAUUUCAUGCUCCGAUACAUGUAUAAGAAGCCUGGUCAGGACUGGCUCGGAGGGGAGAACGAGCCCUUGACAGGGUUCUCCUGGAGAGGAGGCUCAGAGCCGGAGACCACUGGCAUCCAGCUAUGGAGUGAAGUCUUUGUUGUGCAGAAGAAGGAUGGAAGUGAGGUUGCAGUGCUUUUGAUGGACACUCAGGGAGCGUUUGAUUCUCAGUCCACAGUGAAAGAUUGUGCCACUAUCUUUGCUCUCAGCACAAUGACCAGCUCUGUCCAGAUUUAUAACCUGUCGCAGAAUAUUCAAGAAGAUGAUCUACAGCAACUUCAGCUGUUUACCGAGUAUGGCCGACUGGCAAUGGAUGAAAUUUUUCUGAAGCCUUUUCAGUCGCUAAUGUUUUUGAUCAGAGACUGGAGUUUCCCUUACGAAUACAAAUAUGGUUUUAAGGGAGGAAGUCAUUUCUUGGACAAACGACUGCAGGUGAAGCAGAGUCAGCAUGAGGAGCUUCAGACAGUGAGAGAGCACAUUCGCUCCUGUUUCACCUCCAUCUCCUGUUUUCUCUUACCACACCCUGGCCUGAAGGUGGCAACAAGCCCUGCUUUCAAAGGACAGCUGUGUGAUGUGGCUCCAGAGUUUAAGGAAGAGUUGUCUGUACUCAUUCCCAACCUACUGAAGCCUGAUGAACUAGCUGUGAAAGAGAUCAAUGGCAAUAAGGUGACCUGCAGGGGCUUGCUAGAAUACUUCAAGGCAUAUAUCAAGAUAUAUCAGGGAGAAGACCUUCCACACCCUAAAUCCAUGCUAGAGGCUACAGCAGAGGCCAAUAACCUUGCAGCCGUGGCGUCAGCUAAAGACCAGUACUACAAGAAUAUGGAGAAGGUCUGUGGUGGAGAUCUGCCAUAUGUGGCUCCUGACUCACUGGAGGAAAAGCACCGUUUCUUCUUGCAAGAGGCCCUCCAUCUCUUUUCUAGCACUAAGAAGAUGGGUGGGAGGGAUUUCUGUCACCGUUACCAGGAACAGUUGGAAAAAGAGCUGAAAGAGCUGUGGGAGUCUUUCAGCAAGCACAAUGAGUCAAAGAAUAUUUUCAGUGCUUUCCGGACACCUGCAGUGCUUUUUGUCCUGGUUUGCCUCCUAUAUGUGCUGUCUGGAAUCUUGCUUUUUAUUGGCCUGGGAACAAUUUCCUGUGCAUGUGACUGGGUACUUGGUCUAGCCAUGAUUGCUAUGCUGACGUGGGCCUUUAUCCGUUACUCUGGCCAAUACAGAGGAGUAGGCACAGCCAUAGACCAGGCGGCUGGAGUUUUACUGGAGCAGGCCACAGAUGUGUUAAACAAGACAAGAGGCCAGGGUCAGAUGGCUGCAAAACAGAAGAAAACAAGAUAGCUUCUCAGGCAAACCAGAAGAUGCCAGAACGAGAUAUAAACUGCACAGACAUGACCAAUAAUAUACCAAAUAAUGCACAUCUCCAAACAUUGUACUUAAAUAUCUUCUUCUAAUGCAGGUUGACUGAUUUUGUCAAAAUGUCUUAAACCGGAUUUUAAAAUAUCAAUACAAACACAUAAGGCCAAAAAUCACAAACCAGCAGUUUUUCAGGGUCAGGUAUGAAUUUAGCACAAAGGCUAAACUCUUCACACAGCUGCAUUGACACGUUUACAGUUGUCCAUUGCAAACAGCCAAAGACUUCUGUAAAGUCACAGACACCUUUCAUAGCAGGUCAUGGUCAUGUAACUUCAUUGGAUUGCACUUUCUAUAUUCUCUGUUUAUUCUCUUUAGCCAGGAAAACCUUUGCACAAUGCCAUUAUUGCAUUAAGCUUGAUAUGAUGUUUAGUAUUAAACAUGUAACGACACUAUGUUAUGUGACUGUUUGUUAGAGCUUUGUUCUGUAUCUUUUUACCAAAAUGUGGCCUUCUAUGCAUUCCAGCAUUCCAUAAUAUAUAAAGUUGUUUCACUUGUAUUGGGUUGCAUACAUACUAUUCCAUCCCAAUAUCCUUGAGUGCUAGACUGGUGCUGUAAACCUCUUAACUGCUGGCAUGUUGAGUGUUCAAAAUCAUCCUGACACAUUCUUGAAGUUAGACUGAACAUUUUGAUAGAAAAGCCAAUAUUUAACAGUGUCUUAUGAAAUGUUUAGUCCAUGUACUAUGAGCAUUUUCUAAUACUGAGAGGUUCUGCAUUUGUUUAAUACUUGCAUAUCAUGUUAGUAAACAUGUUUUCUGUUGGUUUGAUUCUGUUUUUGGAGUAGUCCUGUUGUACUUUAGUUAUUGCAGGUUAUUGUAGAGUAGCUGACAAAUAUAUCUAAAGAGGUUUUUUUUUCAAUGCACACCCAGAUAUUCAAUGAAAGACAUUACAGUGAAAAUAUGCAUAUCAUGGACCCAAGGCAUACCAGUCACCUGUCUGUAAUGUCUGUAUGUUACAUUGUUUUUUGUUGCAUUCCAUGGCACCAGAGACUUAAAUGAUGUUCACCUUAUCAGUUGAGUGGACUUUACCUAAACUGACCUACUGGGGGUCAUCCUGUCCCCUUUGUAUAUCAUUUUACUGUUCUAUACACUUUAUAUAUUCCUAGAAUAAAGCUCUAAGCAUGCAA
Myxocyprinus asiaticus (Chinese sucker) is the source of this 2867-nucleotide messenger RNA. RefSeq names its product atlastin 3 (gene atl3). The record is from RefSeq and is a predicted model, not a curated record. Lineage: Eukaryota; Metazoa; Chordata; Actinopteri; Cypriniformes; Catostomidae. The coding region runs from base 128 to 1669 and encodes 513 amino acids. Gene Ontology annotation, molecular function: GTP binding; GTPase activity. Gene Ontology annotation, biological process: protein homooligomerization; endoplasmic reticulum organization. The transcript is spliced from 14 exons.